CCGUGAGAAGCAAAAAUAAACCAGCACGGUUCCCUUAUGAUCUGCGGGACGAAACGGAAGCACACAGUUUGUCUGCCGAGUUUUUUGUUACCUAAAGCAAGAUGGCACACAGGCUGCUUUUACGCAGAGUCUGGACACUCUCSGUGAAAGAUUUCCGCUGUCCCCCAUCGUGCACCGCCACCAUGGCCUCCUCUUAUUCUACUUCCCUUCAUUCUGUCCCAAGACGAGUCUCCUUCCUCGCCACAUCACGAACUCGGCCCCUCCAUCACACCCCCCGCCGGGAAGUCUCCUUUAACGUUCAGGACAACGAGGACUUCACAGAGAGGGUCGUCAACAGCGAGCUGCCCAUAUUAGUCGACUUCCACGCUCAGUGGUGUGGUCCCUGUAAGAUUCUCGGGCCAAGGUUAGAGAAAGCUGUGGCAAAACAAAAAGGUCGUGUUGCAAUGGCAAAAGUCGACAUUGAUGAUCACACAGACUUGGCCAUCAAGUACGGGGUGUCUGCUGUCCCAACAGUGAUUGCCAUGCGAGGUGGUGAUGUCAUCGAUCAGUUUGUGGGGAUCAAAGAUGACGAUCAGCUAGAUUCGUUUGUCAGCAAAGUUGUUGGACCUUAAACCACCUGUCCCCACCCAGCUUUACACCACCUACGGUCCUGUUAUCUGGGGUUUUGGCACGCUGGACCAUAGUCCCAACUCUCAAACGCCAACAACUUUUGUCUAGUGAUGGGUGUUUGCCUAAUUAACCUUUUAGCUGAAGCUCUGUUCCUUUUUGCAGCAGCUGUUCUUUUUUUUUUUUUUUUUUUUUUGUCUUUAAAAAUGUGACGGCACCAUGAAUCAUGAGUCAGGUGCUGCGAUGAUGCAUUCACUUUUUUCUGUGAAAGUCUGUUAAAAAGGAGAUCACUUUUACAACAGUUGUAAUGUUUAACUUGAGGGAAGGUCACUUACAGUUUUAAGAAUGAUUAUAAAAAAAGUGCAAAUCCUGAAUGAGCUGUGACAAUGCUAGCUGUAAAUCCUGCUUUUGUCCACAAGAGGGUGGCAUAUUGCUAACCCUGCAGAGCAACACGUGGUCAUUUUAAACCAGUUUGCCUAAAAAAGGACCGAGGAAGAUGGACGUUUUCGUGUGUAUUUGUGUGUUUGUUCUUUUCUGGGUCCUAACUGUGAAGCUGAAGACAAACAAGAACUGCAGUUUAUUUUAUUACUGAAGUGUACCAGAAACAAGACCACAAAAUAAACAAGUUGAGAUAUUCUACAUUUAAA
Molecule: messenger RNA, 1253 nt
Organism: Austrofundulus limnaeus
Lineage: Eukaryota; Metazoa; Chordata; Actinopteri; Cyprinodontiformes; Rivulidae
Gene: txn2
Product: thioredoxin 2
Exons: 4
Coding region: 102-611 (169 amino acids)
Biological process (GO): cell redox homeostasis
Cellular component (GO): mitochondrion
Molecular function (GO): protein-disulfide reductase activity
Source: RefSeq, a predicted model, not a curated record